GUUGAGUUUAAAUUGAAAAGGUGCUACAAAGAAGAAGAAGAAGAAACGAAAAAAAUGACAACGAAUAACUCGAAUGAUAUUACAGUUAUAGAGAAUACAGUAAACAGUGAUAUGGACAGAAGGGGUGAAGAACAUAUUUACUCGUGUGCAGCAAUUUCACCUUCCACUUCGAGCGAAGAUGGUGUAAUAUCUACAUCACUACAACGGAAACCAGGACGAAAAACCGACCGGGAGAGGGAGGAGUUUGGCCAGCGACGCGAAUGGACAGACGGUGAAAUUCUACAGUUAAUUCGACUCUGGAAGGAGAACGAUGUGUUGUAUAAUACUAACCAUCCAUUCUACUACGUACAAACGGAGAGAAAAAUAGCGAUGGAAAAUAUCAGUGCAGAGCUUGGUAUAAACGGUAAAGAUGUGAACGACAAAAUGCAUAGCUUGAGAACGUAUUUUUGUUCACAACGACAACGAACCGAAUCCGCUGAAGGAAGAACGGAAUUUCCUCGGUGGAAAUUUUAUGAUGACAUGUCUUUUCUUUAUGAAAGCGUGACCAACAGGGCGGCGAAGAAUUGUUCAAACAAUCGAUCUCGAACUCGAAAAAGACAAUUAACCAAACAUGAUGAACCAGCGACGUUUGUUAAUGUAGCCAGACCUUUAAAUAAUGGUUUAUAUCAUACACAAACGAGUAGGGCGUAUUUACACGAGCAAACGUUGGAUCACGAGGAACAUAGCGAUAAGAACAAUUCCAUGGCAGACUUGCACAGAUAUGGAAACCUACCUGACCACGAGGAAACACCUGCGCGUACUACUCCGGCAUCUACGAGUGUCAACAAAGACAGAGAUGGAAGUCGUCACUUUAGCUCAGCAGACGAACUAUUCGGACAAAUGGUGACGUCAUCUUUGACGCAGAUAGAAGAGGGACAAGAAAAGGAACGGUUAAAAUUAGACAUUCAAACCAUGAUUUAUAACACUAGAUUUAAAAAAAGGUAAAAACAAAAAAAUAAAAAUAUGAUUCCAUGUAUAAGAUUUGACGUUAAAUGCUUUGAUGCAGAGUGGCUUAUAUAAAUAUUAUUGUUACUUAACUCUUUUAUCUCCAUUCAAAUUUUCUAUAACUUUGGUACAGGGUUUUAGGAGAAUUGACGUUGUA
Messenger RNA from Hydractinia symbiolongicarpus, 1141 nucleotides. RefSeq lists its product as uncharacterized. Gene Ontology annotation, biological process: regulation of transcription by RNA polymerase II. Lineage: Eukaryota; Metazoa; Cnidaria; Hydrozoa; Anthoathecata; Hydractiniidae. The record is from RefSeq and is a predicted model, not a curated record. The transcript is spliced from 2 exons. Gene Ontology annotation, cellular component: transcription regulator complex; nucleus. Bases 55 to 984 code for a protein of 309 amino acids.